Molecule: messenger RNA, 3647 nt
Organism: Trichechus manatus latirostris (Florida manatee)
Lineage: Eukaryota; Metazoa; Chordata; Mammalia; Sirenia; Trichechidae
Gene: DAGLA
Product: diacylglycerol lipase alpha
Exons: 19
Coding region: 45-3167 (1040 amino acids)
Biological process (GO): diacylglycerol catabolic process; retrograde trans-synaptic signaling by endocannabinoid; arachidonate metabolic process
Cellular component (GO): cytoplasm; postsynaptic membrane; dendrite membrane
Molecular function (GO): lipoprotein lipase activity
Source: RefSeq, a predicted model, not a curated record
GAGGUGAACGCCAGGCCCGCUGAGCCUCUGCAGAGCUGCCAGCCAUGCCCGGGAUCGUGGUGUUCCGGCGGCGCUGGUCUGUGGGCAGCGAUGACCUCGUCCUGCCAGCCGUCUUCCUCUUCCUUCUGCACACCACCUGGUUUGUGAUCCUGUCUGUGGUGCUCUUUGGCCUGGUCUACAACCCGCACGAGGCCUGCUCGCUGAACCUGGUGGACCACGGCCGUGGCUACCUGGGCAUCCUGCUGAGCUGCAUGAUCGCCGAGAUGGCCAUCAUCUGGCUGAGCAUGCGUGGGGGCAUUCUCUACACGGAGCCCCGCGACUCCAUGCAGUACGUGCUCUACGUGCGCCUGGCCAUCCUGGUGAUCGAGUUCAUCUACGCCAUUGUGGGCAUCGUCUGGCUCACUCAGUACUACACCUCCUGCAAUGACCUCACUGCCAAGAAUGUCACCCUCGGGAUGGUCGUCUGCAACUGGGUGGUCAUCCUCAGCGUCUGCAUCACCGUCCUCUGCGUCUUUGACCCCACGGGCCGUACCUUCGUCAAGCUGCGAGCCACCAAGAGGAGACAGCGCAACCUGCGGACCUACAACCUGCGGCACCGCUUAGAGGAGGGUCAGGCCACCAGCUGGUCACGCCGGCUCAAAGUAUUCCUCUGCUGCACACGGACCAAGGACUCCCAGUCAGAUGCCUACUCGGAAAUCGCCUACCUCUUUGCUGAGUUCUUCCGGGACCUCGACAUUGUGCCAUCUGACAUCAUCGCUGGCCUGGUGCUGCUCCGGCAGAGACAGCGGGCCAAACGCAACGCCGUUCUGGACGAGGCGAACAACGACAUCUUGGCCUUCCUGUCUGGGAUGCCCGUGACCAGAAACACCAAGUACCUCGACCUCAAAAAUUCGCAAGAGAUGCUCCGCUACAAGGAGGUCUGCUACUACAUGCUCUUCGCCCUGGCUGCCUACGGCUGGCCCAUGUACCUGAUGCGGAAGCCAGCCUGCGGCCUCUGCCAGCUGGCGCGCUCCUGCUCGUGCUGCCUGUGCCCCACGCGGCCCCGGUUCGCCCCCGGAGUCACCAUCGAGGAAGACAACUGCUGUGGCUGCAAUGCCAUCGCCAUUCGGCGCCACUUCCUGGAUGAGAACAUGACUGCGGUGGACAUUGUCUACACCUCCUGCCACGACGCGGUCUAUGAAACCCCCUUCUACGUGGCAGUGGACCACGACAAGAAGAAAGUGGUGAUCAGUAUCCGGGGAACCCUCUCCCCCAAGGACGCGCUGACUGACCUGACCGGCGAUGCUGAGCGCCUCCCCGUGGAGGGGCACCAUGGAACGUGGCUGGGACACAAGGGCAUGGUCCUCUCAGCUGAGUACAUCAAGAAGAAGCUGGAGCAGGAAAUGGUCCUGUCCCAGGCCUUCGGGCGGGAUCUGGGCCGCGGAACCAAACACUACGGCCUGAUUGUGGUGGGCCACUCCCUGGGCGCGGGGACCGCUGCCAUCCUCUCCUUCCUCCUGCGCCCCCAGUACCCGACCCUUAAGUGCUUCGCCUACUCCCCACCAGGGGGCCUGCUGAGUGAGGACGCGAUGGAGUACUCCAAGGAAUUUGUGACUGCUGUUGUCCUGGGCAAGGACCUAGUCCCCAGGAUCGGCCUCUCCCAGCUGGAGGGUUUCCGCAGACAACUCCUGGACGUCCUGCAGCGAAGCACCAAGCCCAAAUGGCGAAUCAUCGUGGGGGCCACCAAGUGCAUCCCCAAGUCGGAGCUGCCCGAAGAGGUGGAGGUGACCACUCUGGCCAGCACGCGGCUCUGGACGCAUCCCAGCGACCUGACCAUUGCCCUGUCUGCCAGCACCCCGCUCUACCCACCCGGCCGCAUCAUCCACGUGGUCCACAACCACCCCGCUGAGCAGUGCUGCUGCUGUGAACAGGAGGAUCCCACAUACUUUGCCAUCUGGGGCGACAACAAGGCCUUCAACGAGGUGAUCAUCUCACCAGCCAUGCUGCAUGAGCACCUCCCCUACGUGGUCAUGGAGGGGCUCAACAAGGUGCUGGAGAACUACAACAAGGGGAAGACGGCUCUGCUGUCUGCUGCCAAGGUCAUGGUGAGCCCCACGGAGGUGGACCUGACACCUGAGCUCAUCUUCCAGCAGCAGCCGCUGCCCACAGGGCCGCCCUUGCCUGCUGGCCUGGCCGUGGAGCUUCCGCCCCCAGACCGCCGCAACAGCAGCGUCAGGAGCAAGUCGCAGUCUGAGAUGAGCCUGGAGGGCUUCUCGGAGGGCCGGCUGUUGUCCCCUGUGGCCGCGGCAGCAGCGGCCCGCCAGGACCCCGUGGAGCUGCUGCUGCUGUCCACCCAGGAGCGGCUGGCAGCAGAGCUGCAGGCCCGGCGGGCGCCGCUGGCCACCAUGGAGAGCCUGUCGGACACGGAGUCACUGUACAGCUUCGACUCACGCCGCUCCUCCGGCUUCCGCAGCAUCCGCGGCUCACCCAGCCUGCACGCCGUGUUGGAGCGUGACGAGGGUCACCUCUUCUAUAUCGACCCCGCCAUCCCCGAGGAGAACCCCUCCCUGAGCUCGCGCACGGAGCUGCUGGCGGCAGACAGCCUCUCCAAACACUCGCAGGACACGCAGCCCCUGGAGGCGGCCCCGGGCAGCGGGGGCGCCUCACCCGAGCGGCCCCCCAGCGCAGCAGCCCAUGGCAAGGAGGAAGAUGGGGACGGCGGGGCAGCCCCCCACGGAGAGCUGGCAUUGCACAACGGGCGCCUGGGGGACUCGCCCAGCCCACAGGUGCUGGAGUUUGCUGAGUUCAUCGACAGCCUCUUCAACCUAGACAGCGAGAGCGGCUCCUUCCAGGACCUGUACUGCAUGGUGGUGCCCGAGAGCCCGACCAGCGACUACACCGAGGGCCCCAAGUCCCCCAGCCAGCAGGAGAUCCUGCUCCGAGCCCAGUUCGAGCCCAACCUGGUGCCCAAGCCUCCGCGGCUCUUUGCCGGCUCCGGCGACCCCUCCUCGGGCAUCUCGCUCUCACCCUCCUUCCCGCUCAGUUCCUCGGGUGAACUCAUGGACCUGACGCCCACGGGCCUCAGCAGCGAGGAGUGCCUGGCCGCCGACAAGAUCCGGACUUCUACCCCCACUGGCCGAGGGGCCAGCCCUGCCAAGCAGGAUGACCUGGUCAUCUCGGCACGCUAGCAACUAGGAGUGACUGCCAGCUGAGGCUCAGGCCGGAACAGGUGGCCCCGCGGGUACCUGGAGGCUGCCCCCAGGCUGGGCAGCUUUGAGGAGAGGCCCCUCGGGGCCAGUUUCGCCUCAGGCAUGGGGCAUUGCUGCUGAGCUGGGGGUCCGCAUCCCUACCUCAGCUUAGGACCCCCAGAGCCAAGGUGGGGGGACCUGAGUCCUCCAGACGGGGGUGAUGGGGAAGGGGACGGAGUGGGAGGAGCCUGGGGCAGCCUGCCAGGAUGGGAAGGGCAGAGCACUCGGCCCUCUCAGCCUGACUGCCCCCCACGGGGGCACCCUGGCACCCCUACUUCAGGACAGGCAGGGGGCAAGCUGACGCCCCAUCGCUGCCCUCCCGGGGCCAAGGUGGAAGGAGAGCAGCCCCUCCCCCCAUACUCUCAUCCAUCCUCCCGGCUGCCAUCUACCCUGGCCAUCCCCCAGAUCUGGAGCUUGCUG